This is a messenger RNA of Leucoraja erinaceus (little skate), 7840 nucleotides long. RefSeq names its product ras-associating and dilute domain-containing protein-like. Gene Ontology annotation, cellular component: microtubule. NCBI's taxonomy places the organism in Eukaryota, Metazoa, Chordata, Chondrichthyes, Rajiformes, Rajidae. The record is from RefSeq and is a predicted model, not a curated record. Gene Ontology annotation, molecular function: GTPase binding. Gene Ontology annotation, biological process: signal transduction; neural crest cell migration; substrate adhesion-dependent cell spreading.
UCGGCUCUUUCCGUGAGCGCUCGGGGGCGGGAUGAUCACUCGGUCACCUGGACAGCGAGGAGAUAGAGAGGUGAAUGAAGCGAGGGCGAUGGCGCGUCUCCACACGUAUCCUGGAGGAGAGGGAGCAAGAGGCAAAGAAUGAGUUUCAGAUCACAUUUAUCUGACAACAUGUUUAAUGAAUUGACAACAAAUAUGUCCCAGCCAUCAAAAGGCAAACUGAAAAGGCAGCGGCGAUCCUUCACUGCGCCGGGCAUACUUAAGAUCUUUGGCAACGAUAUCUGCAAUGGCGCGAACUACAAAAGUGUCCUUGCCACACCACGCUCUAGUGCCCAGGAGUUGGUCAAAGAAGCCCUGGAGCGGUACUCUGUGAGUAAGACGUCUGUCAGCGAGUACCUGCUCUGUGAUGUCAUUGGGAGGUUUGAGGGGCUGGACAAACGCUGGCGAACGGAGUGUCUCCGACCACUGGGGGACAAUGAGAAACCACUUCUCCUCCAGGAUCUUUGGAAGCCUAAGGAGGGGUUUGCCAGAAGAUUUGAGCUCCGCAGGCAGUCUGAGGUGGAGGACAUGGCUUCCAAGGAGAAAGACACAACAACUGCAGAUAUUAACGCUCAAGCACGGAAACUUCAGCGACACCGUGCAAAAGGCAAAGACUUAACCAUGUCUGACUACAGGCACAAAUUACCACCUCUCAGGCAAAGUGUGAGUGAGACGAGCAUCGCUGCCAUUGGGAACCAAGAGGAGGAGCAGCAGAGACUUUACUCCACAUUGCCCGGGCAGUCUGGAAAGAAGAAGAAUAGUCAAUGCAAAAGCGGGAAGCUCUACAGCAGAAGCAGCAAAGAGAAGCAAGAAACCAGCCUUCAUGACGGUUACUCUAACGCAAGCUACCAGGCCCCUCAUCUUCUGCUUCUGCAGGGGUAUAACCAACAAAGUGAUUGUUUGGUGUAUCCUCUGGAGCGUGAGAAGCAAAUAGUAGGACAAGAAACUGCGUCGACAAAGCCCAACAUUUGCUUAUCAUCACCCGACAUCCUUUCUCUGCACUGCAAAAUCAAAAGGUUUAAACAAUCAAAAAAGCAAAGUUGUCACCUUGAAGAAAAGACCAUCGUGGAGUCAUUCCCAAAUGCCUUCACGAUCGUAAACUGUGUACCAGUGGAAGGACCAGCGGAACUGAGGCAUGGCGAUCUGAUUGGUUUUGGACAACAUUAUAUUUUUCUCUUCAAAGAUCCUUUAGCUGCUAAACAGCUGCCAGCUCAAACCUUUUCAAUGCUGAGACAUUUGCAGUGUUUUGCUGGCCACAGGAGUAGCCGGAGAAUUCCUGUUUGCAAGACAUGUGGCUCCAUUGUUAAAAACUGCUCAGCAAACGUGCAAAGAAAUGCCAUCUCGGCUGCAAACAGAGACACCACUGUUCAAAAAAGGAAGCUGCAUCUGGAAUAUGAAAGGGCCUUUGAAGAUGUGCUGAUUGAUAAAAUCUUGACUCUUAUCGAACCUGGUGGAGAUGACCAUAAGCUAACUCCAGCCUGCCUGCUCUGUCUGUGUAUUCAGCAUUCAGCUGCUACCUUCCAGUCAGGUGAUUUCAUGAGGCUCCUUCUGAAGAUUGUGCAUAGAAUGCAAGGAAUAGCAUGGGGGAAAACCAAAGAAUUGGCUGAAAAGCAUUCUCAACAACAGGAUACAUUUUCGCAACCUCUGGUCAGAAUUACAGACCUGGUUCCAGACCUGCAACAUAUUUUCUUCUGGAUGUCCAAUUCCAUUGAGCUGCUUUACUUCAUCCAGCAGAAGGUUCCAGGAUAUAUACAGGGAUUUGAGGAUCUGAAAGCACAAGGUUCCAAAGAAUCAUUGCUCUCAUCCACAAUUUCACUCAAUGAAGAAGUUAUGACUAUUUUGGAAGAAUUGAUCAUGCAUUCAUUCCAGCAAUGUGUGUACUACAUCACAAAGUCGCUGUACGUUGCACUUCCUGCCUUCUUGGACUGCAAUCCCUUCCAGACGGAGAGGGGACAUUCCUGGAUGAAUGUGUCUCCUGUCCCAGAGGCAGUUCGUAACAUCAUGCAGAUAUACAAGACCACCCUGGACCUCCUCCACCAGUAUGAGAUUCACCCAGAAAUCACAACACAAAUGUUUGCUUACCUUUUCUUUUUCUCCAAUGCCUCCCUCUUCAAUCUGCUGAUGGACAGGGGUUCAAGGCACCGUUUUUUCCACUGGUCAAAAGGGGAACAGAUGCAAGGCAGUCUCCGCCUGUUGUUGGACUGGAUACAAAAUGAAGGAAUGGGGAACAUCGCAGAUGAAUUUUUUUCCAAAUUCAGCAGUGCUAUAAAGCUUCUGGCUAUACCGGCCUCUAUUCUCAUGCAGUGCAGCUUGAGUAGUCUCCAGAGAGAGUUCCAUGCCUUAACCCCAUCACAACUCCUUCACAUACUAACACACCACCAAGUGGCACCUGGUGUGGACCCUGCAGCAGCAUUACAAACAAGUGCUGAAGAGGGGGAAACAUUGCACAAAACAGAGGACAUUCUGCUGAGUUUUCAUAGGUAUCCUCCUCUGGUGCUGCCCACCAGUAAUUUUAAGGUGGAUCUGGAUGCAGAGACUGUGGAGGACAACUUGUACAGGCACCUGUUGUAUAUACGCCACUUUCUUUGGAGUCUGCGCACCAAGUUCCAGUCAAACAAUGGAUGUUCUAUAAGCAAGGAACUACAGGCUGAAUCUCCAGUUUACUACAAUUGUCAUGAGUUUUCAUCGGACAACUUAGCCACAUUUUCCAAUCUCAAGAUAUUAGAUCAACAAUCAGGCCAAAACAAUCACCUCAGUAAUAAUUUUGAUGCAGAAAUAGAUGGAACUAGGUUGAGCACUGCUUGGGUCGGUGGAUCGAAUGGUGAUUUCAGUACCUGCCACAAACAGCACAACCUGCAUCCACGGACUGCCCAGGGGAGGCGCAGAGGCCCUGGGCAAAAUGUGCAGCCAUCUGACCCUUCCUGCCUCUUAACUCCUCCAAAUACACCAUUGAAUGUUGACCAUGUACAGACAAAUGGAGAUAGUAGGCUUGCACCAAACUCACGGAGAAACGGCCACCACAGAAGCAGAGCCAACGAGGGAGAAGGAAGAGUAACAGCGACAUAUGAUCUACCGACUCCAACGUCUUCGAGCCUGAGCUCUGGUGAUGAUGAUCUCUGUUGCGUAUAUGUUGUGGAGCUGCCGCGGGGACCUGUUGGUUUAGGGAUGGGACUGAUCGAUGGACUGCAUACAACCUUAAAAUCGCCCGGCAUUUACAUCAGAACCCUUCUGCCUGACAGCCCGGCAGCCUCUGAUGGGAGACUGGGAAUCGGGGACAGGAUCCUGGCAGUAAAUGGAACCAGCUUAAUUGGGGCAGAUUAUGACAGUGCAGUGAGCCUGAUUCGCUCAGCAGGCGAGAGACCACGAUUCCUCAUUGCCAAGUCAGACUUCCUCAUUGCUGAAAAGAUCAGUGCUUCGUCCUGUUAGUUCUCAGGUAUUGGACAUUACCUCAUCAUCCUUUCAUGUUUCAGUGAUACGUGGUUGACAAAUGGCAGUGAAGAAUUGUAUUGUAGCUGUUCCCCUGCUUUCCCUCCUAGGAUGUUACAAGUUUAUACAAAGUAAUUUCUCCAAAAAAAAAAAUCAUUUUUGUCCAAAUAUGAUUUAAAAACCAGCAACCACAAAAGGCUCAAAAUCACCUCAAAUCAUUAAGAGAUUAUUUUUUUAAAUGCCACAUAUGAAAAUUUAAGUGGUGUCCUAAAUAUACCAAUGCUCUCCACCUGAUAAUAAUUGUAAAAUGGAGGUUAGUAAAGGCCAAGCAAAUGUCACAUGUGUGAUCAGAGAUUCCAUUUAUUUUUAAUGUUACUCGAGAUCUAACUGGAUGCAGUUGAAACUUUGAUUCCCGAGUUCUGCCGAAGAAAAAUUAAGAUUUAAACUAAUAAAGGUCAUGUGAUUGAAGUGGGCCAUUCGGCCCAUCAAAUCUACUCCACCAUUCAAUCAUGGCUCUGCUACCUCUCGCUCCUAACCCUAUUCUCCUGGCUUCUCCCCAUAAGCCCUGACACCCGCGCUAAUCUAGAAUUUAUCUAUCUGCUGUAAAAAUAUCCAUUCACUUGGCCUCGACAGCCUUCUGUGGCAAGAAACAAAGGAAAAAUUAACUCUGACAAUAAGAGUUGUAGACCAUGCCCCUUAAGACUACACUAGUAUCAGCUUUCUGAUUUCAAUCAGAGGGUUGUGGAUUUCUGCCCACUGUUGGAUUUGCAUAGACGAGGCUGAUAGCUGGGUCCAUUAAAUAUAGCACAUCAUUCAGCAAAGUGUCUUUCAGUUAGCUACCCAUUCUACACUGCUGCACUAAUUUAAUAUUCCCCAAGAACCUCGAACAAUUACUGUUUUAAAAACCUAGGAACAUGUUCAAGAAAGUAUUUUCCUACAUUUGUAAAUGUCGGUCAAUUUUAGUACAAGUAUCCUGACAAAAUCCAACGUUGAAUAAAGUUGGGACUGACUGGAAUCUGGUUUCACCAAGAACUUUCUCCAUCAUAGCAAUUGGCUCAGGUGCCCAAUCCAUGCUGUGCUGAUCAAUGAAACCAAAUCUUCAAUUAUUAUGUAAAUUAAUAUGUUAGACCAAAGAUAUAUUUAAAAAUUGCUGCUUUAAGAACCUCUUAAAUAUUAGACAAAUGAGCCUGGCUGCUUGGGUUAUAUCUUUGAUUGGUGUAAUAUUUGCAUGUAAUCUAUAGGGUUUUACUGAUGUAGGAGCAAAUCCCUAUCAAUACUCUAACGGAGCAAGUUAGUCAGCCAGGGCCAAAGUGGGAAAUGCUCCAGUGAGUCUGUACCACAUUUAAUGGUUGCUCCAACAUUAGACUACAUGUUUUGUAAAACAUAAAGUCAAUUGUACAUUUAAGGGCCUGUCCCACCUUCACGACCACUGACGGGUUUGCCCUUGACUCGUACUCGCAGCAUGGUCGUCACAAGGUCGUAGGAAGUCAUAGUUAGGUCGUAGCAGGCCGUGAUUCUAGUUGUGGGUACUCGUGGCAUCAAGUAGGUCAGGGCGUUUUUCUAGCCUGAUGAAUAAUGUCCACGCAUAAAAAAGGUCGUGAAAGUGGGUCAGGCCCUUUACUAGUAUAACGAUAGAAUUAAAAUUCUUAUACAUUAACAUAAUGCCAAUUUAUGGCACCUGACAAUAGUAAUUUUAAAAUGCAUUUUACUUAAAUAAAUGUAGAUAAUUACAAGAUUUAUGUUACUGUUUUAAAUCAAAUUCAAUCUCUCUCCCCUCAGCCCUAAAUCUGUUAGUGUGGGGCUUCAACUAGAAUAAACCCUCCUGCCACAACAGUUGAAGUAGGAUAGACGUGUUAAGAAUCCUAUAUAAAGUGAUACUUUACCAUAUGUGAGGUGUGCAGAGGUAACACAUGCAUUCAUUUUAAAGAGUACUUGCAAAGUUUCUCCCUGUCAAAACAAAAUAUCAGCAGUGUUAAAGAGAAGAUGCUGAAAAUAUCCAGCAGACCAGGCUGCAUCGAUGGACAGAGAGUUUACUUCUCAGGUCAAUGGCUUUUCUAUGUAAAUUUCAGCAGGUACAAUUAAGAUUUGGCAGCACAAGUUUUGAGGGACACUGUUAGAGACUCUUUGCUUCUGGAAUUCAAACCUUUGCCCUUCAUUUGAUGAGAUUGUUCUGACAGCUGGCACCUACUGGAUGGGCCAAAUGGUCAACAUCUAUGUCUGUCUAAAGCAAAUGAGAGAAAUUAGAAGACUGAGAUUAAUUCUCAGGACAUGAGUGCAGUCAGAGAGGUGCUGUGUGCUGGAGCUGAGUAAACAUAGAAACAUGGAAAAAUAGGUGCAGCAGUCCGCCAUUCAAUAUGAUCGUGGCUGAUCAUCUAAAAAUCAGUAUCCCGUUCCGGCUUUUCCCCCAUAUCCCUUGAUUCCUUUAGCCCUAAGAGCAACUCUCUCUUGAUUGCUCUUGUUGCCAAGUCAUCAGGUCAGCCCACCUUUAACAGAAUCAAAACAAUUAGAUGGCUAUUCGGUUCACUGAUAUUAGUUGGCUCGCGGUGUGUACACAAUGUCACAGAUUACAGAUACAACAUGGAAACAGGCCCUUCAGCCCACACUGACCAAGAAACAUAAUUCUAUGUAAUCCCACUUUCUCAUCUACUCCCAAUACACGAGGGGCAAUUUACAGAAGCCAAUUAACCUACAAACCCACACAUCUUUGGGAUGUGGGGAGAAACCAGAGGAAACCCACGCAGUUACUGGGAGAACAUGCAAACUCUGCACAGACAGGUGUUGAGUCAAGAUAGAACCUUGUCUCUGGUGCUGUGAGGCAGUAGCUCUAUCUGCUGUGCCAUUGUGUUGCCCCUAUGACAAUGUUUGUCAGUUUGCCCACAAAGUACCAGUAGUUGUACUGCAAUUCAUUUUACAUGAGGUUUGAGAGAUAACUCUCUUCACAUCUGUUCUUGGAUGUGCCAAUAGGCUCUGUCCAAGAAACUGCUUCUUAAAAUAUUGCCAGAAAUUUGAGAAUUGCAUAAGAUGUUGGGGGCUUUGGCCAAACAGAAAAAUUACAUGACCCACCCCCACAUCCCAUUGGGAAUAUGACUGUUGUGGGCAGGAACACAGACCAUGUUAAACAAUCAUCUUGUCUUAUUCUUAAAGAUCUUUUUUAACUUUUGACUUCAACUUUUAAUGUUUUGUACUUAGUUUAGAACUAUUAUGCUGACGCGGUGGUGGUCUAGGCUUUGAGUAUUCUUAUAAAUAAAUUCCACACCCACUGCUCUGUGUUCAGAUGGUCAAACACAAGACAAAGCUGCUUAAAGUUAACAAACACAAGACAGAUAGCUGCUUAAAGUUAAUACAGGAAGCAGAGAUUUAAUUUAGAGUUAUUUUUAGAACAUUGCCACGUAGACACUGUCAGUUUUAAAAUAAAAUAUGCAAUUACCCUCUUUCCUCUAAAAAAAAAUUAGAUGUUUCAAUCAGAUAAUGAGCCUGAAGUAAACACAAAAUGCUGGAGUAACUCAGCAGGUUAGGUAGGCAGCAUCUCUGGAGGAAUAGGCUAGGUGGUGUUUUGGGUCAGGACCCUUCUUCAAAUGGUUGCUGACCAAAAACGUCAUCUAUUCUUUUCCUCCAGGGAUGCUGCCCGACCCGCUGAGUUACUCCAGUAGUUUGUGUCUAUCUUUGAUAUAUAUCAGCGUCUGCAGUUUUUUGUGUCGACAUUGAAGUUAGACAGCAGGUGUCGAUGACAGCUAAAUGUAAAAGAACAAAGGGACAUUAGUGUUAAUGUGAAUAUAUAACUGUAAUUCUACAGAAUUAGUUUUAAGUCGCAUUACUAUUUUAUAUUUAAUCUCACGAACAAUUCAUCCAAAGACGGCAUGUUCUGCAGAUAAUCAAGUGCCAUAAGUUAAAUUCAUCAAGGAUGCAAUUUACAUUUUUGAUCACCAAUCUCAUUCCAAAGCUGGAUAGUUGACAGACUGAUAAAUUAUCAAAAUUAAAACUCUCAGGCAAUGAGUAGGUUGUUAACAAGACUGAUCUCAUUGAGUUUUGAAUUUGUGAAGCGCUUAUCAAAACUGUUUUAAAACACACCCACUACACUUUCAAUAGUUUUUUGCAAUUCAAGGUUUGUCAGUAUUAUGAUACUAAUUAUACCUCCAUUAUUAAAUGUUAAUAUAUGUAUUGUUCAAAUAAUAUAUUUUGUAACUUAAUGACAUAGGAAUGUUCAGAAUAUAUUUCAAAUAUAAGCUAUAAAUGUAUACAUUUCUGAAAAAUUAUAUGCAAAAUAAAAACUACUUUUCAUGGAUUCAUCAGCAUCUUUUAUUCAUAAUAAGUAUUACUUUUAUUCAGUGGGAUCAUCGCUAUGUAGUUACCCACAGAGCUAUUGCAGGAUGAAAAAGAU